Molecule: messenger RNA, 1992 nt
Organism: Hymenoscyphus albidus
Lineage: Eukaryota; Fungi; Ascomycota; Leotiomycetes; Helotiales; Helotiaceae
Source: the annotation of a GenBank genome assembly
AUGGGCGUUCCAUACAAGAAAUCAGCGUCUCUUUCAAAUCAAUACGGAGGUCUUCAUGCCAGCCGUUGGGUCGAUCUUCUCUCAAAAUCAUGGAUUCCAUUCAUACAACUGGCGCGACUGGACCCCUCGGCUGCCCUUUUCUUGAUCUACUUCCCCCAUUUGUUUGGAAUACUACAAGCUGCAAAUAACAAUAACAGCCAGGUAUCUGAAGUUCUACGAGUGUGCGUCUUGCUUCUGGCUGGAAGUUUCUUCUUUUCCAACACCGCACACACUUGGAACGACCUCGUCGAUUCUCCCAUCGACAAACAGGUAGCACAAACAAAAAACCGGCCGAUACCUAGGGGAGACAUAUCACUUUUCAAGGCAUUCUUAUUCGCUAACAGUCAAGCGUUCGGAGCCGCGUUCUUCUUGCUUUUCUUUUCUCCAACGACUGCGUUGGCGACGCUCCCGACCAUCAUAGGGACAGCAUACUAUCCUUGGGCAAAACGGCAUACCCAUUUCGCUCAAGUGGUCUUGGGGUUGUGUCUAGCAUGGGGAAUCGUUGUUGGAAACGCGGCAAUAGGAAUCCAGAACCCCUGGAAGGAAACAGGAAUUUUUCUCUUAGUUCUUGCAUCGACGCUGUGGACUGUUAUCUACGAUACGAUCUACGCAUGCCAAGAUAUUGUCGACGACAAGAAGAUAGGAGUGAAAAGUAUGGCGGUUCUUUUUGGGGAUAGUACAAAGGGCUUGCUCUGGGUGAUGUUUUUUCUUAUGGAAGGUGUGUUAGUUGCGUUUGGGCGGAGUGAGAAAAUGGGAUUCGGAUAUCAUGCAGUUGCACUUGGGGGUUGUGCCGGCUCAUUAGGACUCAUGGUUUUGAAUGUUGAUUUAGAUGAUGGAUCAAGCUGUUGGCGGUGGUUUUCAUGUGGAUUUUGGCUGACUGGGAGCUCUAUCGCCGCGGGGUUGUUUGUAGAAUAUCUUGAGUUGUGAGAGAACGUAAUCUUACUUCUUGCGUUACCGUCUUUAAGAGGCAGUAAGAUCCAUAUCUUAUUCGGGCCUUUACGCAGCCAUAAAAGCAAGCAUAUUAGGCUAUACAAACGCGCAUAUCAGUAUAUAUACAUCCGCUUAAGCUCAAAAUCUUCCUCAGGCUCGAUCUAAAACCGUUUUAUUCCCUAAUUCCAACUAUAUAAUACAAAAUCUUCACGUCAGAGCGAAAGUAUGGAGUAUUCAGAGGAAGAUCAAGUGAUAAGUGUGUAUGUGAUACAAUAUCUCAUCAGUUCAAUGGAGAUUAUUUACUGAUUGUCUUUCACAGCCUCAACGGAAUAGUCAGCACGCGAGUGAUUCAUCACGAGGAUCGGUCAUUUGCAUUUCUUGUGACUAUGGAUAUAGUAAAAGGCGAAUCAUUCUUCAAGCAGAAACCACCUCUCCACUUCCACGCCAACCAGGACAAAUAUAUACAGGCAGUGGAGGUUAGGAUGGGAAUCAAGAUCGAGGGGCGUGAAUUGAUCUUGGUGCCUGGAGAGAAGGAACACUGUAUCAAGGCAUGGGAAAACCACCGCUCGUAUCCCCUUGUGACGGCCCAACAAGAGCCAGGGUGUAAUUUUGUGAAAUUCUUGCUUUCAGGGGAGAAGAUAUCCCAAUCCUUCCAGUUCAACACCUUGUUCUUCGAAAAUUGGUAAAAGUACCAGGACGAAGUGGUACAAGCGGGUGGGAAUAUUGAUUUGAUGCAGGUUUUAAGUGUAAGCUAUUUCCGUUCGAUAACUCCGCUAUUGCCCAGGUGCUGACAGAUGAUUCAAAUGAUAGACAUUUGAUGCUGGGGGAACAUAUGUUUCUCUUCCGGCUUGGGUUCCAUUUAGUAGUAGCGUAUCGCAGAUGCUUGGAGUUAUUGUGGGGAGGUGGGUUGGUGGCUUGUUGGGAUACCAGCCUUUCUACCAAAAGUACUCCGCAGACUGGGGACUUGCAUGUCGGCAGAUGAAGUUGUCCUUCUUUCAGAGGCGAUUCGCCGAGACACACUAG